AUGUCUCGUCUCGAAGAGACACGGCUGAGCACUUGGAAUACCAAUCUAGAGAGGCGCGCUGCCGCUGUUCGUUCUCGUCGAUCGAAGUUCGAAGAUAAGAAGGCCGUCUGUAUUCAACUGGAGGCCUCAUUGGUUGAACUUUCCAAUGAAAAUGAUGCCACAGAAAGAUUAUUGGUUCAAAAGGAGCAAUAUGUGGCGUCUCGUAGGUUCACCCUGGAAGAAACCAACACGCAACGCAACGCACAAAUCAGUUCAUUAAAUGGAGAAAGAAAAAAAGCCACAAUUGACGCGGAGCGUAUUGAAAACGCAUUAGAAAAUGAGUGGCGUGUGUUAGAAGAUGAGGUGAAGGUAGCGGAAGUUGAACACUGCCAGCGAAUGAACCGGAUGCAGGAGCAAUUGGAUGAACUUGGAAAACAGGAAAACGAACUCGUAGAGAAACUCCGACAGCUUCAUGAUGGUGAGUUAAGGGUAGAGAAUCAACUGCGCCAGUUGCAGCAGAAGGAGAAGCAAUUGAAGUCGUUGGCCGAGGCGACACUGCAGCAAAUGAGGGCCGAGCUACGCGAGCGUGAGGCUCUCGUGAAUCAAUAA
Trypanosoma grayi is the source of this 588-nucleotide messenger RNA. RefSeq lists its product as hypothetical. The coding region runs from base 1 to 588 and encodes 195 amino acids. NCBI's taxonomy places the organism in Eukaryota, Euglenozoa, Kinetoplastea, Trypanosomatida, Trypanosomatidae. The transcript has a single exon. The record is from RefSeq and is a predicted model, not a curated record.